AACUAGUGGAGUCACCCUUGGUGUGGUGCAACCCAGGUGUUGAAAAACUCAUCUCUUGUGCUUAGAUGUAGCUUUCUUAUAUCUUCAUCUUUAUGUCUGUAUGUGGCUUCUUUACUGGAGAAGAAGCAGUGAUGAGGUAGGAGGAAAACCCAGAGAGUCUGCUGUCACAGAAGCCAAGGGGACAGCGUCUCAAUGAGACCUGAGUGGUCAACCAUGUCUGUGGCUGGUUGAGUGGGAACAGAACUGCCAAGUCUCAUUUAAGGCCACUGGUGACCUUGGUGGGAGCACCGAAUGUGGGGUGGGGUAAAGCAGGGGAGAUGGAGAUGGUGAGUACAGGUAAUGCUUUCAAGGAGAUUUUCAGGGAAGGAGUUUUCUUUUGUUUAUUUGUUUGGUUUUUUUAAGGAACUGAGUGGAGGGGAGUGGUUGAUGUAAAGAAAUAAAGGGGAUGAUUACUAGAGUCAACUUUUCAUGGAGACCAGAGGAAAUUGGCUCUGGAACACAGGUUAGGCGGGUGGAGGGGCCCUUCUUUGAUUCUUUGAUUCAAGGAAGGAGAGGACGGUGUUAGGUACAUGUGGUGUGUAGAUUUUGUGGCAAAAGUUGAAAGCAGUUUCUGUGUGACUGUUUCUCUUUUGUAAAGUAGGGACCCUGAUCAUCUGCCCAGAAUGAGGUGGUAAGGUAGGAAGUGUGGGGAGAGUGGUGAAGGUUUGAAACAGUGGCUUUGGAGAGGUAGAGUUGACCAAGGAAACUUAGCAUCCCUCGGUAGCACUGAAUUCCCUGAGACCAAGCAGUCAUAACGGGGCCUUUUGGUUUGGUUUUGUGAUGAUGUGAUUUUCUCCACCUAGGGCUGGAUAUUUGAGUGAGGAUGUGGAGGAGACAGACCUUUGACUGAAGUGAGUUUGGGUUAGCAGGAUUGGGGAGGUAAAGAUGUUGGUUUGAAAAUGGUUGAAGAGGUGGGUCUUGGAGUAUAAACCAGAGAGGGGCAAGUUCUAGAGUGGCUUCUGGACUAAUUUAAUUUAUGGAGCUCUUGUAAACCAAGUUGGAGCCACCCUAUACUUCUGUCAUAUGGUACUUAACUCUAGAGUCUCAACUCCAGUUUACAUAUUAUAAAAAGGGAAAGAAGCCUGUUAUUUGGGUGUGUGGAUAAAAAAGGAAAAUGUAGACAUGGGAACUAGCUUCUCUGUCUUGUCUCCCAUCCUUGAUACUGGGGUAGAUCAUUCUAGGCACCUUAGAAGGAUAUGGCUAUUCUAAGCACCUUUACUGCUUCUGAGUCUCCAUCUUUCAGUCAUUUGGCUUAUUUUUGUGGGGUGGUUGCACAGUGUUGAGUUGGAUGUUAAAUGACCAUCCAAAUGGGCAAGUGUCUGCUGCAGUCGCCCCAACUUUGAGUGAGGAUCUGCCCUGCCUCUUCCAGCUCCUAGAGCUGGCAUCUGUCCCCUGUCUAUCAGAAUAAGAACUUCUCAGCAGUUCUCCUUCCCUAAGAUAGUUAGAUCACAGAUAUGGAGAUGUUUAAUUUGCUUUGACUCAUCUUCUUUACCUUACUUAAAUAAAAUUUGGCAAUACUGGAACCCAAACGUCUUUCUAGCUGUAUCAGUAUGAAGCCAUCCCCUGUGCAUCAAACCCUAAGCAUUGUAUUGGGGGUGGAAGACAUAGUGAUAUCCUGCAGAAGAUGUGGUGGCCCAUUAAAGAAGUGGAUUGGUGGGCAGAGAUAGAUGAGAGGAGGAGAAGGGACGGGUAGACCAACAGAUGAAGAGAAAGAGAGAGGCCUCUCCGUGUCCCCCGAGUCAAGUGAGCUGGAAGGUCCCGAUUCUGGUCACCUGCCUGUUGGUUGCAAGAGCAGGUGUCCUCAUAAAUUCAAGGACUUGAAAUUCCUUGAAAUUUUAGGCAUUCUCCAGCAAGCCUGGGUCCUUGUGAGCAGGGCAACAUUUUUCUUGCUGUUUUCUGCUUAAGAGUUCAUUUUGGAAGUACUGGCUUUUGUAUUUGUUUGAAUGUUUUUCUAAUGGUUUGACACAUGUGUGAAGAAAGCGAUUGGGUUUCGAACAUUUCCUGAAAAUGUUAAGAAACCGGUUAUGUUGACCAAUGUGGUUGGUAUUUAGCAACUGCACUUUGUGUUAUUGUUGAGAGGUUAAUUUCGCUUCCUCUACAAAUAUCUGAAAGCUGAUUGAAUGAUAACGUUCCUGCAUUUUGGCUACGUAGCCCAUCACUUUUAUCUUAGUGGGGAUGAUAUAGGAAUAUGAAGAAAUUACCUUUUGUGAAUAAAUAUUAAUCACUGUUUAUUAUCUCUUUGUAAAAAUGUAUUAUUUUUUUAAAAUGCGUUUAAAAAUAUAGUUUUAAAGUGCUCUUAAUGGAAUGAGCUUAUAUUAGGUUGUUUAUGGGGUGGCACUGGACUGAUGGUGAGAAAUUAUUUUCUAGCUGAGGUUGACAGACUCUUUCUGUAAAGGUGGAUAUUUUAUGAUUUUCAGGCCAAGAAGCAAAAUUGAGGAUGUUAUGUAGGGAUUAUGGUAUACUGUGUAGCUGUAACAAGAGAGAAAAUAAAUUUCUACAAAUGUUUUAUUGGUGAAGUAAAAAUUUAAAAAAAUCAAAUACAGUUUUUUCUGCAGUGUAGGCUUAUUAUUGAGAAGAAUUACAUUCCCUUUUUAAAGAUAACGUUUCACUUAGUUGGAGUUCAAAGAUAAUGUUCCCUGUCAUCAAAAUGUAUUGAAAAUAUGUAUCUGUUAAUGCUGAUCUGUAAUGAGAUUUUAUGUGUAUCAUCUUUGAAAAAUGUCUUUUCCCUCAUAGGUCCUGCCAAAUAUUGAUAUCAGUUCAUGUGCCUAUAAUUUUGAGUGUAUUCAUCUCUUGGAAGGCGCUCGUAGAAUUCUAUUAGAUUUUCCUCUUGAUAUUUGUCUUUUAGCCACUAGCUGGUAGGUUAAUCCCUUCCAGUUGAAGGUUGGUGAAAACUUCUCAGUUACACAGUUAGAUGGAUUUUGAAAUGUGGGAAUUUCCUUUGCACUUACGUCAAGGCCUAAAAACACUCUGGAACUAUAGUUUGAGCUUGGAAAAUGUAUCUGUCACAAAUUUGUGUGGGAAUGGAAAUCCCGUUUCUGACAGCACUGGGAGUGUAUAAAGCAGCUUGACAUUGUGAUUCAGAAAAUUAGUUGUUGCUGAAAUGACUUUCCUGCAGUGUAAGUUUUACAUAUGAUGCUGUUUUGCCUUGUAGGCAACUUUUAGGUUAAAUUGAUUUAAAAUCGUUAUUAAGUCUGCAGCGGAAGCUAAUUUCCAAAGCUAUUUAAUGUUUGAUAAUGGUAGUUGAAAAUGGUCUUCUCAUUAAGAAAAACGUCAGUCUUGUCCCUGAGCUCAAAAAUUCACAAUAAAACAUUACCACUGUUGAGCCAUGGAACUGUGGGGUGGUAGGGCAAGUCAAGAUAUAUUCAGCUUCUAUUUCUGACAGAAAUUCACCAGAAAUGAUGCUUAAGUUCAUAAGGGUAAAUGAAGGUCACUGUUGACACUGUUACUGAACCAAACGGGUCUGCUCGCCCAACGCACAGCAAAGCCAAAUCUAUUGACAGUGGGUUCUAGUGAAGGAAAGUACAGAGUUUACUGCAGGGCGCCAAGCAAGGAAGUGGGAGACAAGCCUCGGAUCCACUCCAACUGAGUCUUUGAGUGAGGGGUUUUCUUAAAGGGGAAGAGCAAAGAGGCUAGGAUUAAUCUUGUGAUGUUUCUGUGACAUUUCUUUGCUUUUUUUUUCAUUGAAGUAUAGUUGAUUUACAAUAUUGUGUUAGUUUCAGGUGUAUAGCAAAGUGGUUAUAUAUACAUAUAUAUGUAUAUAUCUGUGUUCUUUUUCAUUCUAUUUUGUUAUAGUUUAUUACGAGAUAUUGAAUAUAGUUCCCUGUGCUGUACAGUAAAUCCUUGUUGUUUAUUUUAUAUAUGGUAGUGUGCAUCUGUUAAUCCCCUACUCCCAGUUUAAUCCCCACCCCCUUUUGGUAAUCAUAAGUUUGUUUUCUAUGUCUGUGAAUCUGUUUCUGUUUUUUAAAUAAGUUCAUUUGUACUGUUUUUCAGUUUCCACAUAUAAGUGAUAUCAUAUGAUACUUGUCUUUCUCUGACUUACUUCACUUAGUAUGAUAAUCUCUAGGUCCAUCCAUGUUGCUGCAGCACUUCUGUUAUAUUUCUUAGUCAUUGAUUUUUUUCAGUCAGUGAUGGAUUUUUUCAGUCAUUUUGAACUCAACAUUGACUCCUUUGGAAGUCAGGUUGUCUCCAGUUUACAGGUCUCCAGCCAGGUGGUCCAUGGCUUGCGGGGGGUCUGUUAGCUCAUCUUGUCCUAGAGAAACAACCUGAGUUUGUACAUUAAUGAUUAUAUCUAUAAUAGCAAUUUUAGUACAUUAACUAUGCUAUUGACAACAGUAAUUUUAGUCAUCUGACUCUGGUUGAUUAGUGUUCAGUUAGCACAGGAUUGAGGUCAGAGGGGACAAGAAAGGGAAUAAAGUUUUGGAAAGAGAGAUUAAUCAGAAACUCAAUAAGGGAACUCAGCUUUAGGGGGGACUCGGUUUCAACACUGCUGGCUCAAUAACACAUGAUAGAAUCAGAUAUUUUCUGCAGAGUAGCUGCUGUUGAAUCAUAAAAUGAGAACUCAUAGGUUUUAAACACUAUGUUUUCACCAACUUUGUAAAUUUUGUCCAAUUAAGCCUUUUUCUGUUCCAUACACACUUUUAUCACUGUUUGUUGUAACACAUCUGAGCAGAUGUCACAUCUGGUUGUAUUGAAUUAAUGUUCCUCAACGUCUUUGAAGAUGUUCUUGCCUGUAGUACUGUUCAUGAAGACUGUUCAUAGUGGUUGAUUUUUCAGUCACUGCAAACUCAACAUUGACUCCUUUGAUAAACAACAACUAAGCAGUGUUGGGAGUGUUUGUCUACUCAUCAAGAGCCAGGGAAAACCACUCAGAACCCUUUGCCUUUGCCUUUAAUUGACCAUUGAGUUUGCUCCCCGUGUAAUCGACUCUUUGAGCAGCGGUUCUCACCAAAAGGAUAAUAAUCUUAAGUUUAUGUUUUUUCUGGACAUUGAAUUCUCACUUGUUUUAAUUGAAUCAUCAUUGAUAAAUGUACUUCUUUGCUUGGCUAACAAAAGAGCCACUUGGGAUCUUACUUUUGUUGCAGCCUCCGUUUCAUUUUUAAUUUUUGUGAAGAAAUCCUGCUCUCAUGAAGUAAUUCUGUUUUAAAUUUCUUAAUACUUCUGACCUUUGCAUUCGUGUGAAUUGAGAAGAUCGUGAUGAGUGCGUCCUCUGCAACAGUUGGCAUUCCAGCUGGAGUUGGAAAUGCAAGAAAAAGAGAGACAGAGAAUAGAAGAACUGCAGAGAGCUCAAGAGCAACUUGAGAAGGAGUUGAGAAUGAAUAUGGAAAGUAUAGCUAAGGGUGAAGAUAUUUCACAUGGAGAGGAUGAAGCCGACUCAGGCAGAACACUAGCUGAAAUUAGUGAUCGAUAUGGAGCGCCGAACUUGAGCAGGGUGGAAGAACUUGAUGAACCGAUGCUAUCGGAUAUGAAGAAACUGAGGCACAAAGAGAGGAGUUUUGUCUCAUUUUAUACAGUUGAUAAGAUCUGUGACCAGAUCAGCGAUGCAGUGCUGGAUGCGCACCUCAAGCAGGACCCCAGUGCCAAGGUGGCCUGCGAGACGGUGUGUAAGACGGGCAUGGUGCUGCUGUGCGGGGAGAUCACCUCCAUGGCCAUGGUGGACUACCAGCGGGUGGUACGGGACACCAUCAAGCACAUCGGCUACGACGACUCGGCCAAGGGCUUUGACUUCAAGACCUGCAACGUGCUGGUGGCUUUGGAGCAGCAGUCCCCGGAUAUUGCCCAGUGUGUCCAUCUGGACAGAAACGAAGAGGAUGUCGGUGCCGGAGAUCAGGGCCUGAUGUUCGGCUACGCCACAGACGAGACGGAGGAGUGCAUGCCCCUCACCAUCAUCCUGGCGCACAGACUCAACGCCCGCAUGGCGGAACUGCGGCGCUCGGGGCAGCUCCCCUGGCUGCGGCCUGACUCCAAGACGCAGGUGACAGUGCAGUACACGCAGGAGCGCGGCGCGGUCAUCCCCGUGCGCAUCCACACCAUCGUCAUCUCCGUGCAGCACAACGAAGACGUCACGCUGGAGGACAUGCGCAGGGCGCUGAAGGAGCAGGUGAUCAGGGCCGUGGUGCCGGCCCAGUACCUGGACAAGGACACCAUCUACCACCUGCAGCCCAGCGGGCGGUUUGUCAUUGGAGGCCCCCAGGGGGAUGCAGGCGUCACUGGCCGUAAGAUCAUUGUGGACACCUAUGGCGGCUGGGGGGCGCACGGCGGGGGCGCCUUCUCCGGGAAGGACUACACCAAGGUGGACCGCUCGGCUGCGUACGCUGCCCGCUGGGUGGCCAAGUCCCUGGUGAAGGCGGGGCUCUGCCGGAGAGUGCUUGUGCAGGUGUCCUAUGCCAUUGGUGUGGCCGAGCCACUGUCCAUUUCCAUCUUCACCUACGGAACGUCCCAGAAGACAGAGAGAGAGCUGCUGGAUGUGGUCAACAAGAACUUCGACCUUCGGCCUGGCGUCAUCGUCAGGGACUUGGAUUUGAAGAAGCCCAUCUACCAGAAGACGGCGUGCUAUGGCCAUUUCGGAAGAAGCGAGUUCCCCUGGGAAGUUCCGAAAAAGCUUGUGUUUUAGUGCUGGUGGGACCAGGCCUGGCCGCACCGUGGAGGCAUCUGGGUGGAACAGAGCCAUGUUCCUCUUUUCUAGGACCCCAACUCUCAGAUCUCCCGGACCCCGGGCUGGGCCUUGCCCACCCACUGCCGCCUCCCUGGCAAAGCCAGGCCCCUCUGAUUUAGCAGGAGGAGGGGGCCUCCUGGUGCCGGGCUCAGAUCUCCUCGUGAGGACAGUCACGAGGUUCCCCUGCCUCUCCCGCAGGCCAGGACGAUGUGAAUUUAGUGGAAAUCCCACCCGUGUCGGCAGGAAAUCCCCUCGCUCACCUUCCGCCACGGCCUGGACGCUGACCAGCCCCUGCCUCCCUGGCGUGUGCCGAGGGCAGCACACGGCACAGAUCUCAGGGCUCCGUGUGGGCCUGGGUGUGCCGGGGCUGCCCCUCACGUCUGCGGCCGUGCGGUCAGCGUCCUGAGCCCAGGCCUUCCAGAGGCCCUCCCAGGCUGGGCUUGUGGCAGGGGUGAGAGCGUCUAGUGUGUAAGGGACCGAGCUACUCACUGAUCUCAUUUCUUCUUCACUGCAACACAGUGAGGUGACCCCCUGUGUUACCUGCAUGUAUAGAUGGGGAAGCCGAAGUAGCUUUCACAAGGCUAGAUGUGAGAGCGGGAGCCCAUACACCGUGUCUCCCCCCGCCAGCGCCCCCAUCUCAUGCCAGAGACAGCUCUGAGCGAUGACCAAGUGCAUUGAGAUGAGGCUGUGACCUCUGUCCUGAAGACUUGAGGUCUCUGGGAAUUAGGGGGUUAAGCCCUUGGUGAGCCCUGGGCCAUGAUCUGCAGAGUCAGGACAGACCCAGAGGGGUGUUUCCUUUGCCUCUUUCAUUUCAGAAGACAGUUCGGGGUGCGCUGGCUAUCCUGGCCCACAGGGCUGGGCUGGAGUUGGGAAUUAAGAGGCAGCGGUAUAAUCCCAGCCCUGACCACUCAGGGACAUGCAGGGCUGGGCCUGUGGACCCCUGGGGAAAGGGUCCAAGGCCAGUCCUGUCCCAUCGGGCUUCCUAGAGCAGGAGCCGUGUUCCUCCUGCUUGGCCCUUAAACAGGGGGUGGAACCCUGUGUCCUCCACGGCUCGCUCUCUCUCUGGCCCCUCUGUAACCCCUGCAGUCUGACUGCUGUUAGGAUCAGUGGGUGAGCCCCUCAGACCCCACUUCCAGAGAGGACAGCCCUAAGGCCUGAAUAUCAAAUGUUAAAUGGUGACUCAAAGUGGCAGGGCUUGACUCCUAAUGGGAGAUAAGUCAGGAUGUCAAGAGGCGGUUUCUGCCUUUACCAGGCAGCCUCUGGGGGCAGCUCUACCCCUGAGGUCCUGGGUGCUCCUUUGUGCACCAGGGUCUUGGAAGCUGCACAUUCCCCAGCCUUUCCAUCUGUGGCUGGUACCCACUCCCCCAUCCCCCUUCCUCAGCCUGGGCCUCUGACAGCUGCACCUCUACGUUCUCCCCAGCUCCCCAGACCACAGGCUCAGGUAGGGGCCUCCAUGGGCUUCUGGAGAACGCUGGGGACUGGCCUUCUUUCUGGGGCACACGGUGCUGGAUCUGGCUGGGAGACACAGCCCAGGAAGCCUCAUCUGGGUGGCAGGCGGCCAGCAGCUGGGCUCUAGGCCUGAAGCACGAAGACCCUCGGCUUUCUCUUCCCCUCAGGGAAAAGGCAGCUUGUUCAGGGCAGAGAAAGAAGCCCAGAUCUCCAUAAAAGCCUAGAGCUGGUGUGUGUGAUACGGAAGCUCAGGUCUCUCAGGGCUCCAGCUCACCCAGGAGGUCUUGAGUUCCUUUCGGGAGAGGGAGGCUCAGCCUUGCAGGUGGCUGAGUUCCUCUAACUUGGGCCAUAUUCGAAGUGAAAAUUCAGAAUUUUAUACUUUCCCCACCCGCUGGAGAAACAAGGUUUUUUUGGGUCAACACUGUUUAUAUGAAACUAGAGUCUAUUUGUUAAUAGUUCCUGCUAAACCGGUGAAUAAAAACACAAGGAGCAACUA
Molecule: messenger RNA, 8636 nt
Organism: Globicephala melas (long-finned pilot whale)
Lineage: Eukaryota; Metazoa; Chordata; Mammalia; Artiodactyla; Delphinidae
Gene: MAT1A
Product: methionine adenosyltransferase 1A
Biological process (GO): S-adenosylmethionine biosynthetic process
Cellular component (GO): Set1C/COMPASS complex; cytosol
Molecular function (GO): ATP binding; methionine adenosyltransferase activity
Source: RefSeq, a predicted model, not a curated record